This is a messenger RNA of Paramuricea clavata, 330 nucleotides long. The record is from the annotation of a GenBank genome assembly. NCBI's taxonomy places the organism in Eukaryota, Metazoa, Cnidaria, Anthozoa, Malacalcyonacea, Plexauridae.
AUGGAAGAAUUACAAAGACUUCGAGCGUCCCGAAAAGCUUAUCGAGCACACCUCACAACACUUUACAAGAAGAUUAUAGAAUUGAAAUCCGCCACGACUAUCGAUGAACUUCACAUUGCCACGCUCGAAAACUAUUGUCAACAACUCAAAAGAAAGAAAGACAUCUUAUCACCACUCGAUGAACAAAUUGCGAAAGCUAUCACCAAACCCGAAGACCUUGAAUGUGAGAUUUUUGAAACGGAAGAAAUGCACAGCACAAUCGACGAAAGGUACAGUGAACUUACCACAUUUAUUGAGAUAAAACGAAACGAAUUAAAGCUUAAAGUUACU